Molecule: messenger RNA, 5203 nt
Organism: Gadus chalcogrammus (walleye pollock)
Lineage: Eukaryota; Metazoa; Chordata; Actinopteri; Gadiformes; Gadidae
Gene: crtc3
Product: CREB regulated transcription coactivator 3
Exons: 15
Coding region: 325-2559 (744 amino acids)
Biological process (GO): positive regulation of transcription by RNA polymerase II; protein homotetramerization
Cellular component (GO): cytoplasm; nucleus
Molecular function (GO): cAMP response element binding protein binding
Source: RefSeq, a predicted model, not a curated record
GCUCUAGCUUUAGCCACAGCGACUCUCAACUUUCAUCAGAGCAACACUUAGCUUAGCCGCUAGCCGCGCUAGCCGCCAGACCGCCUGGCGAGACGCUCCGCAAACUUCAUCUUGACGUUACUCCGUACCCGGGAAGCCGCCCCCUAACUCCGGCCUUACCUCGGACCGGGAGAGCGAUGUGACGCGCGUUUACUACCCCCCCCGAUGGAUUUACCAAAACCUGGUUUUAGUGUGGUCUAAAAGCUGGACUCAAGACGGUUUCGUGUUGUUUUUUUUAGUUUCUGAAGUAGCUGGGAGUUUUUUUUAAAAACUGCGGCCCGCACCAUGUCUGGAUCCCCGGGCACAGGUGGCUCCAACCCGAGGAAGUUCAGCGAGAAGAUCGCUCUGCACAACCAGAAGCAGGCGGAGGAGACCCGGGCUUUUGACCAGCUCAUGACGGAUCUCAACGUCUCCAGGGUGCAGUUUCAGAAGAUCCAGCAGCUUCGCCUGUCUCAGACACGGGCCCCAUACUAUGGCGGAUCGCUGCCCAACGUCAACCAGAUUGGCAAUACCAGCAAUGACUUCCAGGGUGGCUUCCCCUCAGGGCUGGACUCUGUCAGAGGGACCCGUCACCAUGGACUGGUGGAGAGGGUCCACCGGAACCGCAUCAACUCCCCGCUUCGCCGGCCCCUGGACAAGCACGGACGGCAGAUUGAGAGCUCUCCGUACGCGACGGCGUACCUGUCCCCGCCCCCGGACAACAACUGGAGAAGGGAUCAGCAGACAUGGACUGAGGAGAAGCGUCCUGGGUUUAGAUUAAUAUCCCAACUCAACAGAACCAACUCGGACUCGGCCCUCCACACGAGCGUCAUGAACCCCAACGCCCAGGAUCCCUUCGGCAUGGGCCAGCAGAUGGGACGAGGGCCGCCCCAGCGCCCCAACGCCGGUGGGAAUGAGGUGGAGGUCGACGGCACUGGCGAUGUGUUCUCCUUUCCCUCCCUGUCUAAUGAGGAGGGUCUGCUAGGCGUCAGCAAGCCCCUGCCAAAGCAGCUGUGGGAGGCCAAGGUCCAGUCCCUGGCUUCUCGACCUAAAUCCUGUGAAGUGCCUGGAAUCAAUAUAUUCCCCUCUCCGGAGCAGAACCCGGGGCUGUCCCACUACCAGGGCUCGCUCAGCCAGGGCGGCUCGCUGCCCGACCUCACCAACCUGCACUUCCCCUCGCCGCUGUCCACGCCGCUGGACCCCGAGGACAACGGCGGCUACCCCAACCUCAGCGGGGGCAGCAGCACGGGCAACCUGCCCGCCGCCAUGAUGCACCUGGGUAUCGGCAACACGCAGGGUCUGUCCUCGUCUCUGAGCAACCCGUCCAUCCAGGCCUCCCUCAGCACCUCCCAGAUGCACAUGUCCCUGAGCAACCCCUCCAUCCACUCGUCGCUGCGGAUGGCCGCGCUGCCCAGCCCCCCGCCGCCGGCCGGGCUCAACAGCUCGCCGCGCCGCCGCCCCGCCCCCAUCAGCCCCCUGACGCUGUCGCCGGGCGCCGAGCAGCGCCGGGGCCUGGCCAAGCAGCUGUCGCCCACCAUGUCGCCCUCGCUGUCGCCCAUCACCCAGGGGGUUGCCUUGGACACCAGCGGCAUGCCCAUGGAGCCGCCGCCGCCGUACCCGCUCUAUCAGCAGUCCCAGCAUGCACUGGGCCAGGGGCCGCCCCGACACCAGCAGCACCAGCAGCAGCACCAUCAACAACAGCUGCACCACCACCACCACCACCAGCAGCAGCAACAACAACAGCACCAACAACAACAACAACAACAGCAGCAGCAGCAACAACACCACCAACAACAACUUCAACAUCAUCAACACCACCAACAGCAACAACACCAUCAACAACAACAACAGCAGCAACAACAGCAGCAGCAGCACCAACAACAACAGCACCAACAACAACAACAACAACAACAACAACAACAACAACAACAACAACAACAACAACAACAACAGCAGCAGCUCCAACAGCAGCAGCAGCAGCAGCAGCAGCAGCCGUCCUCCCCCGUCAACAACAUUCCCCUGGAAUUCACGGGCAGCCCGCAAAACCUGGCAUCGUUCUUCAGCGAUCCCUUUCUGGAGCAGCAGUUCUCUAGCCGCCAAGACAAAGCUCUGUCCUACCAGUUCGAGCAGUACAGUCUCCUGGAGAGCGUGCUGAACUCGGCGGCGGGGGGCUCCUGCUUCGACCCCUCGCCUGCCCCCUCGGGUCUCUUCUGCCCCCAGGGGGCCCACUCGGGCCUGUCUGGUAGCCGUGGCAACCUGCACGACCCCCUCAACAUGAGGUCCAACAUGCUCUACUCCAACUGCGGCGGGGGUGUGCCCAACAUCAUCCUCACUGACGAGUCCAACGCCAGCCUGUCCAAGGACAUCAGCAGCGCCCUGUCGGCCAUGCCCGAGUGCUUCGACUCGGAGUCGGGUUUCCCCCUGGAGGACGAACUGCGCAUCGAGCCCCUGAGCCUCGACGGUCUGACCAUGCUCAGUAACCCCGACAUGGUGCUGCCCGACCCCUCCGUGGAGGACACCUUCCGCAGCGACAGACUCUGAGCGACACCGUGCCACGAAAGGCUCUUACCCAUACAGACCCUCUCUUUCUUUGUUUCACUUUCUUUAUUUCUCACUUUCACUCUCACUCCCCUUCUUCAACUCGCACACAUAUCAGAGGCUCACGGAAGGUUUUGUGUAACACGUGCACACGGACGUGCGCUACAUGGAAUGUACAAAUCUAAAUAUAUGCAUGCAGACAAUCUCAUCAUUCGCACCACUGGAUCACACACUCACACACACACACACACACACACACACACACACACACACACACACACACACACACACACACACACACACACACACACACACACAGCCACUAAAGACUCAACAAAUGUGAAAAGCGUGUGAUGUGCAUGCGCACACUGCAUUUUAAGCGUGCAUGCUUGCACGCAGUCAUUUUUUUCUGGAGGGUCGCAAGAUACGUAUGCAGUUUACAUAUUCUCGAUGCAAAACCUUUCCCCGCUCGCCCGCUCUGUGUGCGACUGUGUAGUGUAACCGUAAACAGCAUGUGUAAACGACGUGUCGCGUUGCUUAACCUGCGCAACCGCGUACACGCAAACAGCGCGGCCCGGGUUCAAAGGUCAGGUCCGACCGCAGCAGCGCCGGGGGGGGGGUCCAGCGGGGGUCCAGCGGCCGGUCCCAACGGGCCCCUCACGUAGAACUAAACAAACACUCGCUCUGUUGACAGCAUGCCGGCAGCGCCAAGCCCCCCCCCCCGUGAGCCAUGCAUGUUUUCAUUGCUCGUCUGCAUGCCUCACCCCCCGCCCCCUCUGCCUCUCUCUCCCUUUCUCUCUCCUCCUUGUACUCACAACCACCUAGAAGCCAUGACAACCACAGCAGCGCCAUGACAACCACACCAUAGCAACCCCGGCGUGGAGGGGCCUUAAGAUAAUGGCGGAAUCCUGUGUUUGUACCAACAGAAGGAGAGGGAGAGAUAGAUAGAGAGAGAUAGAUAGAGAGAGGGGGAGAGAGACGUAGCAGGCCACAGUGACGGGCAGCGGUAGGGGCUCAGGCCUGCUGACCUCCGUUGGUUCACGGAGAGGCGGUCCGCUGGGACGGCUGAACCGGCCUGGACGUACGGUCGAAACUCCACCGCACAAGGACGAGGGAACGAUAUCAUUGUGCGCAGAGCACUAUUUUAAAUUUUGGACCUCGUCUGAAGAAAAAUAUAAUAUAUAUAUAUAUAUAUAGAUAAAUAUAUACACCAUAGAUCUAUGUACAUAGCCUCAAUAAUUGAAGCCCGAUUUCGAAUGUAUUUUCAUCCUGCAAAAAGGGCAAUUUGUUUACAAAUAUUUGAAUAAGUAUACAAUACUUUUAACAAUUUUGCAUGAAAUACUGAGGAUAUGUUUGCUUGUCGGCUUGCAGCUUCAGUAUGACAGUCCCCCGUCCUUUGGUUAUGAAUUGGCUGAAUCUAAAAGAGAAAAAAAACGGCACUGGGAUGUACUAUGACAUGUCAGUCGUGUCAUGGAAGUAAUGUUACUUUCGUGUUCGUGUGUUUCUUUUUCUAUCGACUUCUUUGUAUUUGUAUUGAUUACGUAAACGAAUUCCACGUAUGUGCAGACUGUGUGCCGCUUGUGCUUUGGCUAAUAAUGUUCCUCCAGCGCAGAAGUGUUUUAUAAGCUGCUGGACCUGCUUUUGGUCUCUUCGAUCAGCCUCCAUCCCCACUCAAUGGUUUUAAAUCAUCAACAAAUCAGAUUUGCUCAAAGCGCAGUCUAAGCUAACAUUAAAUGCACACUUGUUUUUUUUUGUCUUGCGGAAGAAGUCAAAACAAAUCAAUGCGACUGAAUUUUGUGUGUGUGUGUGUGUGUGUGUGUGUGUGUGUGUGUGUGUGUGUGUGUGUGUGUGUGUGUGUGUGUGUGUGUGUGUGUGUGUGUGUGUGUGUGUGUGUGUGUGUGUGUGUGUGGAGAGAAAGAAAUCAGGCAUCGAAGAGAUGUAAGAAUUGAAGAAUCAGGGCCUAUAUUAGUCGGUCCUGUAGCAAUGUGUUGAUGUUAAGCCUGUUGGGAUUUCAUGUGGCCGCGUCUUUACUGGCCUUUCGUGGUCCCAUACCAUAUGUAACUCUGUUAUGUUACUGUCUGAUUAAAAGCCAUCUUGCAAGGGAAUGGACGGAGGCUCAACUCAAACCUGGAGCAUUCGUCCCCUGAAUCCGGUUAUGCAGCAAACAAACCUGCCGAGCAGGUUCUACUUUCAUAUGCAAUUACACCCAAGUGUUUUGCAAUCCAAGGCCAUGCGGUCAUCAAACAAAGGGGGUGGCUGCCAACCUCUAUUGUUCUAAGUCAUUGAGUGUGUGUGUGUGUUAUAGUGUGGUAGGGUAGCGAAGCCUGCAAAUUGGCCGGGAACAUCGUAUGCGGGGUUGUGAGUACAAAGUACAAAUUGUUCCCUCCCUCUGCAGAUGCAAUGUUAAGAAUAGUUAUAGCUCAUGUUAAAAAUGCAUGACAAUUGAGUGUGUCACAGUUCAUGGUACAAUGCUGCAUGGAAUUUCAUCGAUUUACAAUGGCGUUGUGUAACUCUGGCCUCUGUGAACCUGAACCAGUUUCUUUCCAUCGAUUACAAGGUUGUGGGAUAAGGUCUCUCUCUCUCUCUCUCUCUCUCUCUCUCUCUCUCUCUCUCUCUCUCUCUCUCUCUCUCUCUCUCUCUCUCUCUC